Molecule: messenger RNA, 2604 nt
Organism: Acipenser ruthenus (sterlet)
Lineage: Eukaryota; Metazoa; Chordata; Actinopteri; Acipenseriformes; Acipenseridae
Product: H-2 class II histocompatibility antigen, A-Q alpha chain-like
Exons: 5
Coding region: 150-878 (242 amino acids)
Biological process (GO): peptide antigen assembly with MHC class II protein complex; antigen processing and presentation of exogenous peptide antigen via MHC class II; positive regulation of T cell activation
Cellular component (GO): MHC class II protein complex; membrane
Molecular function (GO): MHC class II protein complex binding
Source: RefSeq, a predicted model, not a curated record
AGCAGAGAGCAGUUUCAGUUCUCUUGUGAAGUUCACAAGUAGCAGGUGUGUGUGAGUGUGCUGUGACAGAGCUAGCCAGAGACCAGACCCUCUCACUGCACUGGAAACAUCACAUCUGGAUACAGUCAGGACUCGGAUACUGUGUGAACAUGAAGUCCUGUGUGUUCCUGGCCGCGCUGCUGCUGACUGUGUGGACCGCUGUGCAGGUUGAGACCGUGACACACGUGACCAGACAAUUAUUUGCCUGCCAAACUAACGACACACAGCUGGAAAAUGAUUAUGAGCUGGACGAUGACGAGACGUUUCAUAUUGAUUUUGAUAAGAAGGAGGCGGUGCCGAGGAUCCCCGACUUCGCUAAGUUCUGGGUUCCUCCUCCGGAUGCACCAGCACGAGCAGAGGGAAGACGACAGGUCUGCAUACACAACGUGGCCGGCUUUGCAAAAUGCCAUGAAUACCCUCCAGAGGAGCAAGACGCCCCUCGUGUUACACUGUACCAUGAGAAUGAUCUGGAGCUGGGGAAGCCCAACACUCUCAUCUGCUUCAUCGAUGGCUUUCACCCGGCAACCAUCAAAGUGACCUGGACCAAGAAUACCCUGCCAGUGACUGAGGGAGUCACCCUCACCCAGUAUUACCCCAAUAAAGAUUUCACCCUCAACAUGUUCUCGUACCUGAGCUUCACUCCAGAGCUGGGAGAUGUGUACUCCUGCCAGGUCCAGCACAGCGCUCUGUCUGAAACACUCACAACGUUCUGGGAGCCGGAUGUGCAGACAGAUUCUGAUGUUGUGGAGACAGCGUUCUGCGCUGUGGGGCUGACUCUGGGGCUCCUGGGAGUGGCUGUCGGGACCUUCUUCCUCAUCAAAGGGAACAAGUGCAACUGAACCAGGGUUUUCCUUUUGAUGAAGAAAUCCUGAUCUGCUCUGCUCCAGCUUGUGUUUAUGAUUCUCAUUAAUUUAAAUGUCUGUCUGCUGCUGUGGGGAAAAGGGGAAACUAUAGAAGUGCUGUGCAGCUGUUUUUAAACCUCUUGUAAACCCUAAAAACUAGUGAUGCAAUAAAAUAUAAUGGAAAUGUAUCUAGAGCCAUGACAAGAUAUCCCAAGGGGCUUUAUAAAAGUAUACACAAUAACCAGCUGAGUAAACUGAAAGCAGUGUUAAUUGUGUGAGUUGAUAACAUAGAUAUUGUAAAAGCACCAAAUAUUAAUUCCUGGAAUACUCUGGUACCCUAAUAAGAGAGUCGAUGCCGGAUAUGAAAACACAAAACAAAACAUUCCCUCACUGAGCCAUUAUGACAGCACCAGGAACCAGCCUUCAAUAAACUCUAUUGCAAUCUCUGUUCAGACUCUCCAUAAACUGUAUUGCAUCUUCAUCCAAAAAAAAUAAUAAUACCAGAAGUAAUACAGUUUAUUACUAGCAUACAAUAGUAGGUUCUAAAGGCAUACAAUAAUGACAGGAUGUAAUGUUUCAAAUCCCAGAGCCUGCAAUGGGAUGUUGGUUGGAACCACUUCUGCAUCUCCUCCAUUGAUGAUGUAACACGUCCAUAGUGUCUUGGCCUCCACAUUUACACACCAAGUCUUCUUUAAAAUCCAUUCAUAUACCUCUUUUUUUAGCUUUAUUAACAUGAUCACUGGCCCCUCCCUUUAAAAGCAGCGCUGACCGUCUUUAAAAUCCAUUCGCUCACCUCUUAUUAGCUUUAUGAUCACUGGCUCUUUUUCUUGUAUUGAAAAUCUUUUGGUUCUUUGCAUGUGUUUUAGACUCUAAUUUGGAAUAUGCAGAUAUUUAAAAAGAACCUAGAAGUAUAAGUUGGGUACAAACGCUAGUAGCUGAGUUCCACUGCACUCCAUCUAAAAUCAGGUCAUAUAGCCAACAGUACCAUAAAACAAAGAGGUACCAAGAAGAAACAGUUAGGAUUUUUUUUUAUCUACAGAUUUUAUAUGGUAUAAAAAAAACAAGCAACAAACCAUAUUAUUUUCAACACACAAAAAGGAGAGCUGUGAUACAGUUAUGCUGCGAGUGUUAAUAAGAGAUGAGAGAAGUGUUUUUAAAAACCUUGUUAGCACUCCUUUGCCCAAUACAUUAUAUUCAUAGAAUCCAGAUAUUAACUUAAAUCAAAGUUACUUUAUACAAAGGUGACCCCAGUAGAGUUUACAGUAGAUAUACUAAUGUUACUGUAUCUCAAGGAUGCAAUUCCUUCACUCUGACCCAUGGAUGCUUCCCUAGAAUCUCUUCUUUUUUUCCCCCAGGAAUAGCACAGUGUGAUAGCUACUGUGUGGUUUAAAUUGAAAACGUUCCUUAUAGCUUCAUAUUUUACUUUAUGUAUGUGAUGUAUGCUUUAGAGGGCUGAUGCUUUGACAGUGUGUUAUUUAAAUGUGUCUUUUUAAAAGUCUGGUUCUUUUAGGAGUAUAUUAGAUAUACAGUGAAUUGUAAUCACAGUAAUAAUAAGCAGAGGGACUUUGAAGGUGCUUUUUGUAUCUUUAAUAUUGUAAUUUAAAGCUUAACUUCCUUAAAAAAAAUCAAAUUCUGAAAUAAAAAUCAUCAUUUUUUCUUAUUGAAAUUCUGCAUCGUUUUCAAAGAGUUAUUUUAUUUAAAAUAAAAUAUUUUACCUUUUUAA